AAAUCUGUUACUGUGUUAACUUUGCCCAACUUUUCCUCUUUUGAGUCAAAAAAGGUGUAUAGUUAUUUACAACACGCGUUUGGUUGUGUUUAUCAUUUUUUCCAUUAUAAAUAUGUACUUUAUGCAAAAUUUUGUGUAAAUUUGAGUGCAAUGUUGCCAAAUCACUAACUCAAAAUGCCAUUCAUAAAAAAUCGUAUUUAUACAAACGAUAAACUCUUCCGUCCGUAAACAAACCGGAAAUGUUUAUUCUCGUAUUUUUCCUCCUCAAUUUAUUUUAACGAUGUUAGGUUAUAUUCAAAAACUCAAAAUAAAAAAAAUAUUUUGCAUCAUAUUAGCAUCAGGAACAUCCUUUUAUCUUCUCCAGUAUUUUUUGGUUGGACCACAGUAUCCAAUAAUCAUGUGGUGGACCCCAUUCAUGGGAGAAAACGAACGGAUUACCGCCUGUCCCAACCAUAAUUGUAUAUUAACCAAGGACAGGAAAUAUUUAAACAAUACAAAUUUGCAAGCUUUUUUAUUUUAUGGAAGCAAGUUCAAUAUUAGUGACUUGCCGAAACGGAAAGACACUGUUUGGGCCCUUUUUCACGAGGAAUCGCCCAGAAAUGUAGCACUUUUCUUGCACAAGAGAACUUUCGAGGUGUUUGAUAUUGCGGCGACUUUUAGCAGACACAGUGAUUUUCCGCUGACUUUGCAAUAUUUAGAAAAAUUAAGUCUACUUACCGACUUGCAGUAUUUCAUGGAUGUGAAAGAAAAAAAUAAAUUACUCAAUAGUAUAGCUCCAGUAUUGUACAUACAGUCGGACUGUGAUACCCCAAUAGAAAGAGAUAAUUACGUGAAAGAACUUAUGAAAUAUAUUAAAGUUGAUUCAUUUGGGAAAUGCCUAAAAAACAAGGAAUUUCCACCACAAGUUUCAGAAAUAUAUUCCCUGGAUUUAUACAACGAACAACUGCUCCACUUUAUAGCCAAAUACAAGUUUGUGAUUGCUUUCGAAAAUGCCAUUUGCGACGACUACAUCACUGAAAAAUUGUGGCGUCCACUGAUAGCAGGUUCAGUCCCAGUAUAUUUAGGAUCGCCCACUGUUGAGGACUGGUUGCCCAACAAAAACUCGGCAAUCCUAGCAAAAAAUUUCCACAGUCCGGCAGACCUUGCCACCCACAUUACGAAAAUCAACGACGAUGAUUUUUUAUACGAGAUGUACCAAGGACACAAGUUUGGUGAAAUUGAGAACAGUUUUCUUAAAAGUGUCUUAGCUAGGGGUCCGUUUGGGAUUGCGACAGAUCAGGAGCACCCCAUUUCAGCGUUUGAAUGUUUUGUGUGUGAACAGAUUCACGAAGGAUUUGAAAAACGUGUCUCAGACUCUGUUUAUAAUUGUCAGAGACCGAAUCCGGGAAACAGUUGGGAGUACUUCUGGCAAUUGGGGGAUUGCCAGUCCAGGGCCUUGGUCAAUUUUGUUAAAAACGGCGAAAUGAUAGAGCAAGAAGUUUGUUGAGUAAUUGAUAACAACUACAAAUUGUAUAUUUUUAUUAAGUGACAUAACUCUGCUACUAAAAAAACUAUGUGAACAAUGUUACAAUUACUCAAUUAUUGCAAAUGAAUAUUAUAAAAUAAA
Messenger RNA from Tribolium castaneum (red flour beetle), 1606 nucleotides. It is a transcript of the gene FucTB, whose product is annotated as alpha1,3-fucosyltransferase B. Gene Ontology annotation, molecular function: alpha-(1->3)-fucosyltransferase activity. The transcript is spliced from 6 exons. The coding region runs from base 281 to 1486 and encodes 401 amino acids. Gene Ontology annotation, cellular component: membrane. Lineage: Eukaryota; Metazoa; Arthropoda; Insecta; Coleoptera; Tenebrionidae. The record is from RefSeq and is a predicted model, not a curated record.